Messenger RNA from Stomoxys calcitrans (stable fly), 876 nucleotides. RefSeq lists its product as uncharacterized. The coding region runs from base 389 to 748 and encodes 119 amino acids. The record is from RefSeq and is a predicted model, not a curated record. Lineage: Eukaryota; Metazoa; Arthropoda; Insecta; Diptera; Muscidae. The transcript has 3 exons.
AUAAUCGAAUAAUGGGUAUGCAAUGAGGGGAUAAGCAAACGGACUGAGCCAUUGGCACGCAAGUGUUGUUUUUGGAAGACGCUACAAGUCACGACAUUCGAAAGAUCCUCAGCAUGAAAAAAUUCAAACGUUAGCUGCAAAAUUCUGAAGCCAAAACUACAUUGAACAACAAUAAUAAACAGUCAACUUCGCCAGCUAAUAAAACUCUAGGAUUGCUGAUGCUGGUGCUGCCGCAGCAAUAGCCAAUUCUCAACACUCUUUAACAUUUAGAAGUGGUGGAGAACUAGUGUUUUUCCAUUCGGCCUGAUGUUCUCGCUUGGGAAAAAUGCCCCACGGCUUUGGAAAAAUAUGAGCAUUAUAAGGCGAUAUAACAUACAAAAGGCAAAAAAUGCCGGAGCUUAUCAGGACAUCUUGUCCUGUUUUGCGGACCACUAUAUCACUGUUUGCCAAAAGUAAGAGGCUGCAUUUCAUGUUCCAGUCAAUGAGGCUCUUGUCAUUUGUGGCAAAUAUAGGAGGAUGUGCCAUCACCAAACCCAUCGGUUUAAUGUUUUAUUCAUUGGUACAAUUUCCGGAUUUCAUUCUAGCUCCAAUUCGCUCACACUCACGUCUUUCCAUUUGUGUUUUCUUUCUGCCGAAUAAAGAUUUCUCCUUUGCCCUUUUCUUCCGAUACCUCUCCUUCAUCUGGCGCGUUGCUACGGAUUGCAGGGUUGCUCUAUAUGCUGCAUUCUUGGCAUCAGUAGCAUCUUGACACUCUUGGUCGUACCAUGGGUUUCUUGGAGGAGGCUUCCGGUACCCAAGUACGGAUUUUGCAGCAUUUUCCAUGGAGCGGGCGAUAGUUUGCUACUGCACCAUUAUAUCAUCCGAACAAGGAGUGCU